AUGCCUUUGCCACUUUUGACGUCCGCCCCUGGCAAAGUCAUCAUUUUUGGAGAACACUCAGCAGUGUUCAACGAGCCUGCCAUUGCGGCCAGUGUUGCCUCCUUGAGAACAUAUUUAUUGGUUACAGAGGCUGAAAAUGCAGACAUUGUCGAGCUCGACUUUCCAGACAUUGGAUUGGACCACAAAUGGCACGUAUCAGAACUAUCUGGUAUGCCCGACCUUGGUGAACUAGGGCCUAUCGACCACUGCAAAGAGCUCAGUACCGAUCUAAACGCAGCAUUAGAACCACUACUUCAGUCAUUACACGGGUCUUUGAAAUAUCAUGCUGCGUACUGCUUCUUGUACUUGUAUGUGAGUCUGUGCGGCGCACGUUCGGGCGUCAAAUUUUCAGUCAAGUCAAGUCUGCCGAUAGGCGCCGGUCUGGGGUCAAGUGCGUCAAUUGCUGUAUGCUUGGCUCUUGCUAUUGGUAAACUGGGUGGUCAUCUGAGCUCCGAAGCUCAAAAGUUAACCAAAGAUGAGUUGAAAUUUGUCGACAGAUGGUCCUUCAUUGGCGAAAAAUGCAUACAUGGUACUCCAUCGGGUAUUGAUAACGCUGUGGCUACCUACGGAAAUGCAGUUCUGUUCCAGAGACAAGCUAAUGCAGAGACAAGAUCUGAGCAAAUUUCUGAUUUCCCACAAAUCCCUAUGAUCUUAACUAAUACAGGGAUUCCGCGCUCAACCAAAGUUCUGGUUUCUGGUGUAAAAGAUUUACUUACGCGGCAACCAGAUAUUGCAGUGCCGAUUGUUAAAUCAAUGGGCAUAAUAGCCUCGCGGGGGGCUCAAAUUCUGGCCGACCUGAGUGCAUCUAACUAUACAGAAUUAUGCGAACUGGUAAGAAUCAACCACGGCCUUUUAGUAGCACUAGGCGUUUCACAUCCGGGGCUAGAGGUGAUCAAAGGUCUUGGUGACUCAAUGGCAAUAGGAGCCACCAAGCUGACGGGCGCUGGUGGAGGAGGCUGCGCCCUGACCAUCUUGAAGCAAGAUGCGCCCGAGGAUGCGAUUACUAAAUUCAAGACAUCUCUGGAAUCCGCACACGGCUACAAGACUUACGUGACGGGAUUAGGUGGGCCGGGCUGCGCAUUUAUUGCCUCAGACCAAAUUCUUCAAAAUUACGAAUUGAUUGAAUCUCUUUUUGAUAACAAUGUAGCUGUGUCAAACUUAAGCGUGCUACUUCCAGGUAAAAGUUCCUUGCAAUGGAUAUACUAA
This is a messenger RNA of Lachancea dasiensis, 1245 nucleotides long. Lineage: Eukaryota; Fungi; Ascomycota; Saccharomycetes; Saccharomycetales; Saccharomycetaceae. The record is from the annotation of a GenBank genome assembly.